AUGGAGGCGAUUAAACUUCAAAAACAAUUUCGAAUAUACAAAAUUGAAAAGGAGAAAGAGAAGCAAAAUAAUCAAAACCUAGAAAAGAAAAGAGUAGUGGAUCUCGUUGAGGAGAUGGAAGAAAUUUCAGAGACAGAGGGAAUUUCAGAGACAGAAGAAACCCUCGCAGAAAUGAUGGCAACGGAGAAGAAUAUGAACACAGCUGGAAGUGAUACAAAUAUGAACUUCACACAAGAAACAGGGGUUCCUACAAAUCCGAAUUUAGAAACAACUCAAACAUCUGAUCUCUUAAUUGAUGCAGUUUUACAAAAGUUACAUGUAAGAACAAAAAAAACAAAAAUAAUAGAAAGAUAG
Messenger RNA from Scutellospora calospora, 354 nucleotides. Lineage: Eukaryota; Fungi; Glomeromycota; Glomeromycetes; Diversisporales; Gigasporaceae. The record is from the annotation of a GenBank genome assembly.